This is a messenger RNA of Vigna radiata var. radiata (mung bean), 377 nucleotides long. RefSeq names its product nuclear transcription factor Y subunit C-1-like. Gene Ontology annotation, biological process: regulation of DNA-templated transcription. Lineage: Eukaryota; Viridiplantae; Streptophyta; Magnoliopsida; Fabales; Fabaceae. Gene Ontology annotation, molecular function: DNA-binding transcription activator activity, RNA polymerase II-specific; protein heterodimerization activity. The coding region runs from base 1 to 366 and encodes 121 amino acids. The transcript has a single exon. The record is from RefSeq and is a predicted model, not a curated record. Gene Ontology annotation, cellular component: nucleus.
AUGAGACAAGCUGGUGCAUAUUCAGGGUUACUGUGUGGAGGGGUAUCAGGAAGGACAGGACCCCACUCUCUGCCCUUGGCAAGGAUCAAGAAGAUCAUGAAGAAGUCAGGGGAUGAUGUUAAAAUGAUAUCAGGGGAGGCUCCAAUUAUCUUCUCCAAGGCUUGUGAGCUCUUCAUUGAGGAACUUACUAGAAGGUCCUGGAUCAUGGCCAUCCAAGGCAAAAGGAGGACUCUGCACAAAGAGGACUUGACCUCUGCAGUUAUAGCCACUGAUCUAUUUGACUUUUUGAUCACUUUGGUUUCCAAUUCUGACAGCCAUUCACUUGGUAGCACCACCACUACCAUGGAGGUAGAAACUAUAUAUUAGUCUUCAGCAAC